GCAGUCCACUCAGACCGAUGGGCGAUGGCGAGGAAGGGGGAAGGAAAAUAUCAAAAGGAAUCUCCCAAGUCCAAACAGACCCCAUCGCCCGCCGCACGUCACGACAUGCCCUUCUCCCUGCUAGUGCUGCCACCGCUCCCGCUGAAAAAGAUUAUUAGUUUUUCAUUUCUAUUUUUAAUAAUUGAACCUCUUCUGCCGGUUCUUCUCCCUCCUUGAGUACUACUUCCUGGCAAUUUAUCUUCUCCAACAAGGUCCGACAUCAACAAGUGAUUGCUCGCGGCCCCGCAAGCGAGAGAGAACUUUUCAACCCAAACAAACAGUCCAAUCCAAUUCCUAGGGCAAUCCGGUGAACGUGUGCGUGUGUAUAUACAUACACACGGCCGCCGCCGCCGCAGGCCUCGCUCCUACCGCCACCGGACUCCCCUUUCGCGUCCGCUUCUCUUGUUGUUGCUGUGCUCUCCUGUUACCGGGACCCGGAGGAAGGCAGGAAGGAAGGAAGGAAGGAAGGCGGGGAUGGCGGAGGAGACGGUGCGGGAGCUGCGCGCGAGCUUCGCGGCGGGGCAGACGCGCCCGGCCGAGUGGCGGGCGGCGCAGCUCAAGGGGCUCAUCCGGAUGAUCGACGAGAAGGAAGCCGAGAUCAGCGCCGCGCUCCACGAGGACCUCGCCAAGCCGCAUAUGGAGUCCUUCCUCCACGAGAUAUCACUUACAAAGUCGUCGUGCAAGUUUGCGCUCAAGGGGCUCAAGAACUGGAUGAAGCCCGAGAAGGUACCUGCGGCCAUAACUACAUUCCCGUCCUCCGCCCAAAUCGUGCCGGAGCCCCUCGGCGUCGUGCUCAUCAUCUCAGCCUGGAACUACCCUUUCAUACUCUCUAUCGACCCAGUCAUUGGAGCAAUCGCUGCUGGAAAUGCUGUUGUUCUGAAGCCAUCAGAAAUAGCGCCAGCUACCUCGUCACUGUUAGCAAAGCUGCUACCCGAGUAUGUUGACAACUCCUGUAUUAAAGUUGUGGAGGGAAGCGUUCCAGAAACAACCGCACUCUUGGAACAGAGAUGGGAUAAGAUCUUCUACACAGGUAAUGGAACUGUAGGACGUAUAGUGAUGGCAGCAGCCGCAAAGCAUCUGACCCCGGUAGCUCUGGAGCUUGGUGGGAAAUCCCCUGUUAUCGUGGAUUCAAAUGUUGAUCUCCAUGUUGCUGCUAAGAGGAUUGUUGUUGGCAAAUGGGGAUGCAACAACGGCCAAGCAUGCAUUGCUCCAGAUUACAUCAUAACGACAAAAUCAUUUGCACCGGAGCUGGUGGCCUCUUUCAAAAGAGUUUUGGAAAGGUUCUAUGGGGAGGAUCCUCUGGAAUCAGCAGACUUGUCUCGUAUUGUGAAUUCGAAGCAGUUCAAAAGAUUGACAAAUUUGAUAGAAGAAAAAAGAGUUGCUGACAAGAUUGUGUACGGCGGCAAGGCUGAUGAGAAGCAACUAAAAAUUUCUCCUACACUAUUGUUAGAUGUUCCUGAAGAUUCAGAAAUUAUGACAGGCGAAAUAUUUGGGCCCUUGCUUCCUAUUGUGACGGUCGAAAAGAUUGAGGAAAGCUUCGACUUGAUCAAUGCCAAGCCUAAGCCACUAGCCGCCUACCUUUUCACCAAGAAUAGGAAGCUGCAAGAGGAGUUUGUGGCAAGCGUCCCUGCAGGAGGGAUGCUUGUAAACGACACUGCGCUACAUCUCACCAACCCGUACAUGCCCUUCGGCGGCGUCGGCGACAGCGGGAUGGGGUGCUACCACGGCAAGUUCGGCUUCGACUGCUUCAGCCACAAGAAGGGAGUCCUGAUCCGCGGCUUUGGCGGGGAGGCGAACGCCAGGUACCCGCCCUACACGACGGAGAAGCAGAAGAUCCUGAGGGGCCUCAUCAACGGCAGCUUCAUCGCCCUCAUCCUUGCCCUCCUGGGCUUCCCCAGGGAGAAGCGUUAGAUGCUCCGGCCUCUUGUCGGUUUCGGUACAGCCUUUUUAGUCCCUGUUCGUCGUCAGGUGCACAGUAUACACCGUCAUAUUCUGUCAAAUAGAUGCAAUGCAACGACUGCGCGCCGUGCUUGUGUUGCAAGCGUGGAUAAUGCAUAUAUAUUGUAGCAUUGACAUGAUGUGCGUUAUUGCAUUACGUAAGGGAGUUGGAUAAAUAAGUGUGAUUUGUUUGUCAAUUAUUCAGUGUUGAGAAUGGAUGAUACUUGCAUACAGUUUA
Zea mays is the source of this 2215-nucleotide messenger RNA. RefSeq names its product aldehyde dehydrogenase, dimeric NADP-preferring. The record is from RefSeq and is marked validated. The transcript has 10 exons. Gene Ontology annotation, molecular function: aldehyde dehydrogenase (NAD+) activity. Gene Ontology annotation, cellular component: cytoplasm. Gene Ontology annotation, biological process: aldehyde metabolic process. Lineage: Eukaryota; Viridiplantae; Streptophyta; Magnoliopsida; Poales; Poaceae. The coding region runs from base 514 to 1950 and encodes 478 amino acids.